Messenger RNA from Mytilus trossulus (common blue mussel), 775 nucleotides. RefSeq lists its product as uncharacterized. Bases 54 to 650 code for a protein of 198 amino acids. The transcript has 3 exons. The record is from RefSeq and is a predicted model, not a curated record. NCBI's taxonomy places the organism in Eukaryota, Metazoa, Mollusca, Bivalvia, Mytilida, Mytilidae.
UGGAAGGUAAUAGUUUCACAUUCAAGUACUGAUACUGAAAAAACAAAAUAACAAUGAAAUUACACAAAAGUUUUGGUAGGACUAUUAACAUGAACUUGAUUUUACUUAAGAUGCAAUAUUUAUUUACUAAUUCAUUAGACAUGCAAUUUCAUUAUUACAAUUCAAUUGCCACUGUUAAGUAUGUCCAGUCUGUAGAUGGGGAAGGACCGUUUGAAGGAACGAGAAUAACAUGUGCAUGUUUAUGUAAUUCUGACAAUACUUGUGCAUCGAUUAGCUAUAACAAAGUAUUAAAAUUGUGCUGGAAACACAACCUCGAUCCUACUAGAAAUCUUGACAAGAUACAACAAGACAACAACUGGGAUAUUUUGUACACAGGCCCAGUUGAAUUUGCACCCAAAGUUUUAAAUUAUAUUGCACCAGAAAAAAUUACUUACAAUCAAAGAGUUAAUGUUAGCUGUAUAGUUAUAGGAAAUCCAUAUCCAAGAAUUAGUAUGCUGACUACGGCUUCAGGCCGCAACUCUAUACCAACGAAUACUGGAAUAACUGUGACUAGCUUUGAAACGGAACACGAUGGUCACUACAAAUGUAUAGCCACGAACAAACAUGGUACAGACGAUCUUGUUUUUGUAUUGAAAGGCCACCCUCAGUGAACCAAAUUGAAUCAGAACAGAACAUGCUCUCUUUAAGUUUGUUGACUGAUUCGACCACAAAAGCCGAGGCAGACACGGCAAUUGUUUAAUCUGACAUUUCAGUUAUAUUCCUGAAAUUAAUUCUG